AUGGAUGGAGUGAAUCACUCAGUUGUGUCAGAGUUUGUAUUCCUGGGACUCACCAAUUCCUGGGAUAUCCAACUAGUCCUCUUUGUGUUCUCUUCCAUGUUUUAUGUGGCAAGCAUGAUGGGAAACUCUCUUACGGUGUUCACUGUGGCUUCUGAUCCUCACUUGCACUCCCCUAUGUACUUUCUGUUGGCUAACUUGUCCUUCAUUGAUAUGGGUGUUUCUUCUGUCUCCUCUCCCAAGAUGAUUUAUGAUCUUUUUAGAAAACACAAAGUUAUCUCAUUUAGGGGGUGCAUCACUCAAGUCUUCUUCAUCCAUGUUAUUGGUGGUGUGGAGAUGGUGUUACUCAUAGUCAUGGCCUUUGAUAGGUAUAUAGCCAUAUGUAAACCUCUCCAUUAUCUCACCAUUAUGAACCCAAGAAUGUGCAUCUUAUUCUUAGUGGCUGCCUGGAUGAUUGGCCUUACACAUUCUCUGGUUCAACUGGCUUUUGUUGUAAACUUACCUUUCUGUGGCCCUAAUGUGUUGGACAGCUUUUAUUGUGACCUUCCUCGGCUCAUUAAACUUGCCUGUACAGAUACCUACCAACUGGAAUUAAUGGUCACAGCCAACAGUGGAUUCAUCUCUCUGGGCUCUUUCUGUAUACUGAUCAUUUCUUAUAUCAUCAUCAUUCUCACUGUUCAGAAACACUCUUCCACUGGUUCCUCCAAGGCUCUGUCUACACUUUCUGCUCACAUCACUGUGGUAGUCUUGUUCUUUGGUCCUUUGAUAUUUUUCUACACAUGGCCAUCUCCUUCUACACAUGUGGAUAAGUUCCUGGCUUUUUUUGAUGCAGUUCUUACUCCUUUUCUGAAUCCUAUCAUCUACACAUUCAGGACUCAAGAAAUGAAGGUGGCAAUGAAGAGAGUAUGCAGACAGAUAGCAAGUUAUAGAAAGAUAUCUUAA
Chinchilla lanigera (long-tailed chinchilla) is the source of this 939-nucleotide messenger RNA. Its product is annotated as olfactory receptor 4F3/4F16/4F29-like. The coding region runs from base 1 to 939 and encodes 312 amino acids. Gene Ontology annotation, cellular component: membrane. The record is from RefSeq and is a predicted model, not a curated record. Lineage: Eukaryota; Metazoa; Chordata; Mammalia; Rodentia; Chinchillidae. Gene Ontology annotation, molecular function: olfactory receptor activity; G protein-coupled receptor activity. The transcript has a single exon. Gene Ontology annotation, biological process: G protein-coupled receptor signaling pathway.